UUGACAGUUACAUCCAGCCAUGUCGAAGCGACCGACCGUGCCGGACUUCGGGAGCGUCGAGUACUGGGACAAUCGGUACAUCGAGGCGGGGGCACGAGCCAGGAUGGAGUGGCUCUUCCCGUACAAAGACGUCCAGGGGUCGUUCGAGUCGUACUUGGGGCCAGACAAAUCGGCCGUGCGCGUGUUGGUGCUCGGGUGCGGCACGAGCACGCUGGCCGACGACCUCCGACAGGCUGGUUUUCACCACGUGACGUGUAUCGACUUUUCCGGCGCUGCCAUCCGCUGCAUGACGUCGGCUUCCUCCCCGCCCGCCGUGUCAUCGACGCAACCUCCGCCGAUUCAAUAUAUUCAAAUGGACGUGCGCGACUUGACUGCCUUUGCCGACAACUCGUUCGACGUCGUGAUCGACAAAGGAGUGCUGGAUUGUGUUGUGUGCGGCAUCUCCAACUCGGUCGGCGCGACCAGGAUGCUGUCCGAAGUGCGGCGGGUGCUCCAAGCCCCGUCCGGCGUCUUCUUCCUCUUCUCCACUGGGUCCUACGCCACGCGUGUGCCGUACAUCGAAGAAGCGUCGUCGCCACCCGCCUGGCACAUCACGCCCGUCGUGCUGGGCCAGCCGUCGCAUGUGCUGGCGCUGAUGCUUCGACCCGCGGACGGCCACCCGAGAGGCACACUUGCUGUACCAUUCACGACACAGGCCAAGACGUAAAACGAUGCCCAGACGUCGACGAUGGCGCACGCAGCUCGACAAAUGCGCUGCCCACGCAAACGUUUCAUGGCGCACAUUCGCAUCCGACGUGACUCGAUGCAAUCGAUCGAUUCGGGGGCGUGUUGACGUGUGUACGUCGGACUCGCGAGUCGUGCCGAGCUGUAGAGUCUGUCGUCUUCCGAUAAACGCUUGCCACAUCGAGCCAUCGAUUCGACAAACGCUG
Aphanomyces invadans is the source of this 929-nucleotide messenger RNA. RefSeq lists its product as hypothetical. Gene Ontology annotation, molecular function: S-adenosylmethionine-dependent methyltransferase activity. The coding region runs from base 20 to 706 and encodes 228 amino acids. The transcript is spliced from 5 exons. NCBI's taxonomy places the organism in Eukaryota, Oomycota, Saprolegniomycetes, Saprolegniales, Verrucalvaceae. The record is from RefSeq and is a predicted model, not a curated record.